Molecule: messenger RNA, 738 nt
Organism: Sclerotinia sclerotiorum 1980 UF-70
Lineage: Eukaryota; Fungi; Ascomycota; Leotiomycetes; Helotiales; Sclerotiniaceae
Exons: 4
Coding region: 1-738 (245 amino acids)
Source: RefSeq, a predicted model, not a curated record
AUGGAGUUGAUGGGUAAUGUUGAGGAUAUUUCCAUAGGUGUUAUAUCACCGACACUCGGCAGGAUAUCAUUCGCUGUCCACCUUACACGAUUGCUAGGACACAGCCAGAAUAUUAGACGAUUCCUCUAUUUCCUCAUUGCUCAAAACGCCUUGAUAAAUCUUCUGGCACUCAUACUCCUCUUCUUUCAGUGUCCCAACAUCUCCUAUAAUUGGGAUCGUGUUGGAUAUAAAGACCAAUGUUGGAGUGUCAAGACUGAAGCAGCAAUUGGUUAUUUUCAAGGAUCAUCCAGUUCCUUGACGGAUCUCGCUCUCACAAUUCUACCAGUCGCAAUGGUUUUGAAUCUACACAUCCAAUUACAUUUGAAGUUCCUCUUGUCAUUUCUCCUAGGAGUGAGUCUUUUCGCUUUCAUCGCCGCUGUCAUCAGAACCUAUUGCACAAUGGGCGACAACAAAGAUCCCACCUUCAACACGGUGAACUUUAUCGUAUGGUGCGCAGUAGAAAACUGCACCGUCAUCAUAACAUCCUCAAUACCCUUCCUCCGGCCACUUUUCCGACCAGCUCCCAAACCAUACAUUGAAGUAAAACGUCAUCCGAAUCCAGUCGUUUUGCGUCACAAAUCAAUAGAAUAUAGAAGCUCGAUGGAGAUACUCGCAGGAUCGGAAAAUAGACAGGUGGAAAUAGAUGAUAAGGAGGAUAAAGGGAGCAUUUUUCAGGUUGAAACUCAUUCGCUUGUGUAG